Messenger RNA from Penicillium salamii, 480 nucleotides. The record is from the annotation of a GenBank genome assembly. NCBI's taxonomy places the organism in Eukaryota, Fungi, Ascomycota, Eurotiomycetes, Eurotiales, Aspergillaceae.
AUGACCAGGCAAGAGUUCUAUGUCCGGUUUAAGGGCCCAGAAGAGACGCCUUUUACCGGGGGACAUUGGAAAAUACAUGUCGAGCUGCCCGAUCAGUACCCAUACAAGAGCCCAAGCAUUGGAUUCGUCAAUCGGAUCUUCCACCCGAACAUUGAUGAGCUAUCGGGCUCGGUUUGUCUCGAUGUGAUCAACCAAACAUGGUCUCCAAUGUAUGACAUGCUCAACAUCUUCGAGGUGUUCCUCCCCCAGCUUCUCCGCUACCCCAACCCGGCCGACCCUCUCAACGGCGAAGCAGCAGCACUGUUGAUGAGAGAACCGAAAGCAUAUGAGGCCAAGGUCAAGGAAUACGUUGCUAAAUACGCGAGCAAAGAGGCGGUGGAUGAGGCCGGCGAAGAUACUGAAUCUGAAGAUGAACUAAGCUCCGCUGGGAGCUAUGACUCUGGCGGUGAGGAGCCAGCAGGAACUAUGGACGAUGUCUAG